Molecule: messenger RNA, 2444 nt
Organism: Ostrea edulis (European flat oyster)
Lineage: Eukaryota; Metazoa; Mollusca; Bivalvia; Ostreida; Ostreidae
Product: nucleoporin 88-like
Exons: 15
Coding region: 19-2193 (724 amino acids)
Biological process (GO): protein import into nucleus; ribosomal large subunit export from nucleus; mRNA export from nucleus
Cellular component (GO): nuclear pore
Molecular function (GO): protein binding; structural constituent of nuclear pore
Source: RefSeq, a predicted model, not a curated record
AUAGAGACUAUAUACAACAUGGCGGCUGUUGACAAUUGGCGCACAUGUUUAAAUGACUUGAAAUUUUUUAAACAACUCCGGGAAAACAAUAAUACGGAUUCAAAACAGAAGAAGGGAGCGUUCUCUAAAAGUUUACUGAAAAUUCUGGACACGGACUUGUUUGUUUGGGAUGGAUACGACGAUCAGUUACUGAAUUACAAUCUCAAGAAUUUUUCGACGAAUUCGACAGAGAAGAAAUCACGAUUUCAGACCCUUCAGUGUACAAAUCCCCCCCGAUAUGAAAUAGACCAUAUUGAAUUCAACAGUACAAAAAGUUUCCUAGCUCUAUGGGGAAGCUCUGGUGUCAUGGUUGUAGAAAUUCCACAGAGGUGGGGGAAGUUUUCAGAAUUUGAAGGAGGAAAACCAUUGGUUGCUUGCAAAACAACUAGUGUUGCAGACCAUUACUUUGCUAGUCACAAAAGUGUGCAGCUUCUUCAAGUAGCAUGGCAUCCAGGCAGUGAAACAGACUCUCAUCUAACACUUUUAACCUCAGACAAUCUCCUAAGUACUUAUGAUUUGAAGGAGCCCGAUGUUCCUCUUCACACUGUGAAGCUGGGAGACGCCGUUCAGGAUGUAUCCGAUUCCCCCAAUAAGCCCUCCUACAGGGCAGCCCUUGGGGAUGUCGCAGCUUCUUUUGACUUCGGUCCCGCAAUUCCACUCCAGAGGAAGAACCGUCUUCACUCCACGCUUGUUAGUCCGGACGUCGUUUGGCCUGCUUAUGUAGUGUAUGGGAAUGGUGAUGUCAUUAUUGCCUUCACUGACCUGACUCCAGAUUUGACAGGCAUUAAAAAUCUGAGUAUCCAGGGGCCUUUGUUGAUGCAUCCGCCUGCCGAGGACAACUACGGGGUGGAUGCCUCCUCUAUUGCAGUACUGGGAACCAGUCCAACAGUACUAGUUAUAGCCACACGAGAUGGGAAGCUGCACCACUGUUUGGUGAUGGAUUCCUGCACUGAAGACAACACACUUCAGUCUGAGAGUCCCUCAGUGACCUCUGUGGACAGUAGUCUGCUGUAUCUGAAUCCGGACGAAGUUUCACUCUACGUGUAUGAGAGUGUGGAGCUAGAACUGUCCCUUACAACGAACUCAGUAGAAACAGACGAGUACAUCGAGGACACCUUUACCUGUCCAAUUAAAAUAAUGAAAGACUCCAUUGCCCCCGAUCGUUACCACUGCACACAUUCAGCAGGCGUCCACACCAUUGUUUUACCAUGGGUUCAAGAAUACCAAAAGUUUUUCACAGAUGACCAAACUGACAACGUCCCAGAACAAGAGGCCUGUAUUGUAGAACAUCUAGUGUGCACUAAACCCCUCCCAUCCAGUCCUGUGGCCCCAGUUCUGGGACUUGGCCUGGUGAAGGGGCUGUCUGUAGAGCCCUCCCUCCUGACCUUGACUUCAGACUAUGAACUGGUCUCCCUACCCCUGUGCCCCAGCAGAUACCGGAACAGCGGUGAAACCCUCCGCUCUUCAGAGGACCCCACCGCCAUCGAGUCCCCACUCAGACGCCUAAGUCGGGAGUCAUUCGAUGAGUACAUCAAGAAAAUACUGCAACGCAAUGUCACCAAUCCAAAGCUAAAAUUUGACAAGAAAACAGAAAUAUCCCAGCAGGAAUGUUUUCAACUCUUGACACGAACCACACAAGUUUUCCGCGGCGAAUACCUCCAGAAGCAAGAGCAUGCUCAACAGGAAAUACAGAAAAGAGUAAGGAUCCUGAGAAAUCUGAGGAUUCAGCAGGAAGAGGACAUUGAGCAUCUGAAGGUGUCCCAGAACAAAGUCAGAGAUAUGGCUGAAAAUCUGGCCUCCAAAUACAGUGACUGUCAGGACAAACAGGAGGAGAUCAUUCAACGGAUUGAGGAUGUAAUGAGGAGACUACAAGAGAAGAUGCCAUUGAUGUCCGAGGCUGAACGAGGAAUGAAGCGAGAACUGGAGACAAUGGAGGAACAACUAAAGGUCUACAAGAGGUCCCUAGAACAGCUGAAAAUUAAACAAGAAUACCAGAAAAGACAGAUAUCCCAGACACCUAACAGGGUGUACGCCAGUCCUACCCUAAAAUCUGGUCAACUCAAGCAGAUAAAGGAAGUUCUCCAACAAGAGGGAGAUGAUCUGAGUGAAAUGUUGAAACGAGUCAAUGCCCUAAAACUGGAGGCAGGAGUCUGACAGAAAUUACCACAAACUGCUUAUAAGGUUUGAAAGACUUGACAGCAUCAGACUCCACAGAGAAAUUACAAAGUGACACUGUUAUUGUCAAACAUUGUUCCGUAUGUAAUCUCGUUCUGAAAGCCAUUUCUCCAUGGCAGGCCCUCAAGAGCAGAUACUUAUUUAAAAAGACAUCAAAGUACUCAGUUACAGGUGAAAUUCAUCUUUGUUAUUUGUGUUUUACAAAAAUAAAUACUAAAGAUAAAAUGAAA